Molecule: messenger RNA, 570 nt
Organism: Cadophora gregata
Lineage: Eukaryota; Fungi; Ascomycota; Leotiomycetes; Helotiales; Ploettnerulaceae
Exons: 1
Coding region: 1-570 (189 amino acids)
Source: RefSeq, a predicted model, not a curated record
AUGGCCGGCUCUGCAAAACUCUUGUGGCUUCAACACCUUCCCGGCGAUACGAAUUCCACUCUCGCGAUCAUCGAUGAUCUUUUCCCUGGUGAUCUACUGAAGCUGUUCUCCGCCUGUGCGUUGUUCUCAGUUAUCAUGAUCCAAUUCCGUAUCGCACGGGGCUUCUUCCAGGAUUCUUUGCUCGCAUUUGAUGUGUACUAUGCAAUCUACAUGGAGUCUAUCCGGAUUGUCACUCUGAUCAAGACUAUCGUUUCCUGGAACUCGAUGAUAAGCUGGGUGGGCCUCCCCGAUAUCCUUACAUCGAUGAUCAUCCUUUCCAUCGAGUUCUUGGUCCUCUGGAAACGGAGUGAGGAUCUUAAUAGAUGGCGGAUUUUCACGAUGGUAAUGGUACUUGAGUACCCUCAGAUAUUUAACAGACUUUGGAUCUAUUGCAGCAGCACUGAUACAUGCGAUGUGCUUAUCGCUAUAGCUGAUAUAAUAUACUUUUGUAGUAGUAUAUUGCUUCUUGCUGUCUUUUCCUCCUGGUACUACGAACUGGCUCUCCGGCGCAUUGGUGGAAGAGUGGCUUGA